AUGUUGAUCAAUGCACCAGGUUCUCCAAAGCAGAAGGGUAUCGUGACUUAUGCAGUCUCGACGAAUCGACAAAAACCACUCGCCGGCACUGUAAACGCCGCAGUGUUCAAUACCUUCCGCCGUACAAAAAGCCAGAUCUUAUACUGGGGCGUUCCGAUCCUUUUCGCAUAUUCUGCUCUCGAGUGGGCCGACCGUAGAAACCACUUCCUAAAUUCAAAGGCCGGACGCAUGCAUGAUGCGGAGACUGAGAAAGAAUAA
Molecule: messenger RNA, 258 nt
Organism: Aureobasidium namibiae CBS 147.97
Lineage: Eukaryota; Fungi; Ascomycota; Dothideomycetes; Dothideales; Saccotheciaceae
Exons: 2
Coding region: 1-258 (85 amino acids)
Biological process (GO): mitochondrial electron transport, ubiquinol to cytochrome c
Source: RefSeq, a predicted model, not a curated record